UCGCCAUUAUUCUCCUUCUAAUUAACUUUGUAAUUUGAGAGUGAGCCAAGUUUUCUUUGAGCAAUCACAAAGAAAAUUUAAUUAAGAAUUAAUAUGGUUAGAUUAAACAAGUCUUACUUGGCUGUGCUUCUUGUUCAAGCAAUUUAUGCAGGCAUGUUCUUGCUCUCCAAGGCUGCAUUCAAUGGCGGCAUGAACAAUUUUGUGUUCAUCUUCUACAGACAAGCUGCUGCUACAGUUUUCUUAAUUCCUCUCUCCACGUUCAUAGAAUGGAAAACUGCUCCUCCUCUGCCAUUUUCGACCUUUUGCAAGAUUUUUAUGCUCUCUUUAUUCGGGAUAACUUUGAGUUUAGACUUGUAUGGUAUUGCUUUGAUUUACACUUCUGCAACUUUGGCUGCUGCUACUACAAAUUGCCUUCCUGUCAUUACUUUCUUCUUGGCAGUUCUUCUCGGGAUGGAGACGUUGAAGCUGAGGACAAUCCCAGGGGUGGCUAAGCUUGUGGGAAUAUUAAUAUGUACCGGCGGUGUAGCCGCUCUGGCGUUUUACAAUGGCCCCCAGUUCAAAAUUGCCUGCCAUCUUCACAUUUUUGACCUUCAUAAUAGCCAUGAAGUUGAGGGUCAUGCUCAGAACUCUGGAAAAACUUGGAUAAAGGGUUGCUUCCUCAUGCUCACUUCUAACACCUGUUGGGGGUUGUGGCUUGUUUUGCAGGCCCGUGUGUUGAAAAGCUACCCUUCAAAGCUUCUCUUUACAACUCUUCAAUGCUUUAUGAGCUCAGUUCAAUCUUUUUGUAUUGCCAUUGUUUUGGUUAGAGACCCUCAUGAGUGGGUUCUUGGUUGGAAUCUCAGACUCCUCGCUGUGGCUUAUUGCGGAAUUGUGGUGACUGGGGUUUCAUUUUACUUACAAGCAUGGGUUGUCGAGAAGAAAGGGCCAGUGUUCUUGGCCAUGUCAACCCCCUUGACACUAAUUUUCACCAUGCUCAGUUCUGUAUUUCUCUUAUGUGAGAUUAUUAAUCUAGGAAGAAUUUUGGGUGGAUUAUUGCUAGUUGGGGGACUAUAUAGUGUGUUAUGGGGGAAGAGCAAAGAGCAAAAAGUAUUGGAGGAGAGAAGUUGCUUGCCAACUCAAGCUGAGAAAUUAAGCUCCUCAGAUAAUCAACUGAAAUUAGCAAUUGUUGCUCCACCAUCUCCAUUAUUUGUUUAAUUAAUCUUGCAGCUGAUGUGAUAGAAAUUUGAACUAUUUGCUUUCCGCUUUCA
Mangifera indica (mango) is the source of this 1247-nucleotide messenger RNA. Its product is annotated as WAT1-related protein At5g64700-like. Bases 94 to 1194 code for a protein of 366 amino acids. Gene Ontology annotation, cellular component: plasma membrane. The transcript has 7 exons. Gene Ontology annotation, molecular function: transmembrane transporter activity. The record is from RefSeq and is a predicted model, not a curated record. NCBI's taxonomy places the organism in Eukaryota, Viridiplantae, Streptophyta, Magnoliopsida, Sapindales, Anacardiaceae.